ACCUCCUCUGGGGUGUGGUCGACUGUGGGUCCCGGUGGGAAAAUUGCUGCUGCACCUGCGGCUGUUCGUCCCACCCCUGUGGCUCAAGCCUCUGUCAGUGCCGCUCGUUCACCAGCUGCACUCGCGCAGGCGACCACGGCCGCUCGCAGCGUACCCACACCUCAGCUGGCCAAAACGCCGGCAAAGGUUGCGUCCCCUGCACCUAACGAGAGCGACCCACUAGUACCAUCUGCCGAGUUCAUGAGGUGGCUGAGGGAUGCCCUCAAGGGUCUGAACGCUGGAGUGAAUGUCGAUGAGUACAUGCACAUGCUCUUGUCGUUUGCUCUGGAUCCCUCACCUGCGGUGGUCGAAAUCAUCCAAGAGUCUAUUUAUGGAAACAGUUCUACUCUGGAUGGACGUCGUUUCGCAGCAGAGUUCAUCUCUAAGCGCAAAGCUGAUGCGGCACUGAAGAAAGCUGGCGGUAGCACCGCAAGGACAUCGCUCGCUGAUGUUGUCAAAGCUCAACCCAAGCCAGCCAGCCCUGAUUGGAACUUCAGGACAGUAGUCAAGAAGAAAGGAAAGGGGAAGAAUUAG
Dacryopinax primogenitus is the source of this 573-nucleotide messenger RNA. RefSeq lists its product as uncharacterized. The record is from RefSeq and is a predicted model, not a curated record. The transcript is spliced from 3 exons. NCBI's taxonomy places the organism in Eukaryota, Fungi, Basidiomycota, Dacrymycetes, Dacrymycetales, Dacrymycetaceae. The annotation marks the transcript as partial.